Molecule: messenger RNA, 948 nt
Organism: Paramecium tetraurelia
Lineage: Eukaryota; Ciliophora; Oligohymenophorea; Peniculida; Parameciidae
Exons: 2
Biological process (GO): mitotic cell cycle phase transition; regulation of cyclin-dependent protein serine/threonine kinase activity
Cellular component (GO): cyclin-dependent protein kinase holoenzyme complex; nucleus; centrosome
Molecular function (GO): cyclin-dependent protein serine/threonine kinase regulator activity
Source: RefSeq, a predicted model, not a curated record
AUGUAAUACAUAGAUGAAAAUGAAAUGGGAUAAAAAAGUAGAGUCCCUCGAUUAAGUAUGGGGGAGAGAUGUUUUGGAAAAGAUUUAUCUAAUUUUAGAUAAAGUAAAUCAUAAUCCUAAACUCAAAGAAUUAAAUUUGAUGAAUUGGAUUAAAUUGAUAAUAAAAAUAAUAACAAUCCCUAAUUAGUGUCUGUUUAUGCUAAAGAUAUCUAUAAAUAUUGUAGAAACAAGGACAAAGCACUUGAUCAUACAUAUAUUGACAAACAAAUUGAGAUCAAUUAUAAAAUGAGAUCAAUACUCAUAGAUUGGUUAGUAGAUGUUCAUCACAGAUUUAAUUUGGUUUCAGAUACAUUAUACUUAACUAUUUACAUAAUCGAUGCAUAUCUAUAGCAAAUCCAAAUAUCUAGGAAUAAAUUUCAAUUACUUGGAGUAUCUGCUCUGUUCAUUGCAUCGAAAUAUUGUGAAAUCUACCCUCCAAAAUUAAAUUAUUACUCGGAUGUAACAGAUAAAACCUAUACAAAAGAAGAAAUUUUAGAAAUGGAGGGUAAAAUUUUAAUGCAAUUAUAAUUUGAAAUUUGUUUUACAAAUCAACAUUAAUUCUAUGAGAGAUAUUAACAAUUAAUUUAACUAGAUUAAAAGUCAUAUUAAUUAGGAAAAUACAUUUUAGAAUUAAUGUUGUUGGAUCAUAAAUUUAUAUAAUACAACCCUAGUUUACAAGCAUCCAGCGUACUAUAUUUAGUACAGAAGAUUUAUAAAAAAUCUUAGAAUUGCUGGCCUACCUAUUUAGAAAUACAUUCACAAUAUAAUGAGAAUCAAAUAAGGCCAGUGGCAAAAGAGAUAUGCUAAUAAUUAUGUUAAGCAAAAGUUAUGUCAUUAUAAGCAAUAUAAAGAAAAUAUAGUUCACCAAAAUUUCAAGAAGUCUCCAAUAUUUAAAUUCAAUAUAAAUGA